Molecule: messenger RNA, 748 nt
Organism: Anastrepha ludens (Mexican fruit fly)
Lineage: Eukaryota; Metazoa; Arthropoda; Insecta; Diptera; Tephritidae
Exons: 2
Coding region: 167-748 (193 amino acids)
Biological process (GO): cilium organization
Source: RefSeq, a predicted model, not a curated record
UUGCGAAAAAUACGAAAUUGGUUAGUGAAUUUGGCUUACUAUUAAUGAUUUGUUUAUAGUCUAAAUCUGUGAUUACUCACUAAUAUUUCGUUAAGAUGUUACAGUCUUAACGGAUUGUUUAUUUUUGUUGUAAACCUUCGUGUAAACUAAAGAGUUUCGUAGGAAAAUGACAGAUCCUUGGAUGGUACAAAACUCAGGUCAACAGAACAAUUCGGUAGAGAACGGUGCAAAGGAUAACAGCAUUCUACAAGAACCGAGCAAAGAGAAUUCUGAGCUAGCACCCCUUGAAUUUGAAGAUAACUUCGCACCCGCGUCAAACGCACACAUUAGAGAUAAUUUUGAAAACACGGUGUCACCAAGGAGCGGCAAAAAAAAUAGCAACACCAUUGCUUGCGCCGUCGAGCCAUUACCCGAUUCCGAUAAUUACUUGCGUGGACUCGAGCGAAAAUUGCAGAAAAUUAAAAAGGGUGCUAAUUUAGUGGAAGCGCUAGCGGAAAAGCGCAACGACUGUUUACGUCAGCUACUGAAUAAUGGUGAUCCCGAUAAUAACAAUGCUGUCUUAGCUUUGGAUCAGCCCUUAAACAAUCCCGAGUUCUACAGACAUCUUCAACCAGUACAAGCUAUUUCUGUGGGCGAACUGGUGCACAUUGUGAAGUACGAUCAACUGCAACAGGAACCGACACAAGAAAACAACGAUAAGCAAAUAGAUAAAGAUAAGGAAGUUAAAAAAGAGGAAUUCCAAGAAUAG